Molecule: messenger RNA, 3674 nt
Organism: Melanaphis sacchari
Lineage: Eukaryota; Metazoa; Arthropoda; Insecta; Hemiptera; Aphididae
Gene: Impbeta11
Product: importin-11
Exons: 19
Coding region: 1-2928 (975 amino acids)
Biological process (GO): protein import into nucleus
Cellular component (GO): nuclear envelope; cytosol
Molecular function (GO): small GTPase binding
Source: RefSeq, a predicted model, not a curated record
AUGGAAAUUGAACAGUUAGUUUACGAAACACUCUUGCAGGCUAGUAGUCAACAUCCUGAUAUGUUGAAACCCGCAGAGCAAAAACUUAAAGAAUGGGAAGUAGAACCAGGAUUUUAUUCAGUGUUAUUUAGAAUAUUUUCAAAUCAAUCGUUGGAUUUAAAUGUUCGCUGGAUGUCAAUUUUAUGCUUUAAACAAGGCGUAGAAAAAUAUUGGAGAAAAAACAUUGAACAUGGUAUUUCCGAAGAAGAAAAAGUUACUCUAAGAAAAAUGUUAUUAACAAAUUUAUCAGAACCUGUUCCACGACUUGCAACUCAAGUUAGUGUAAUCAUUGGCAGAGUUGCAAGAUUGGAUUGGCCAUAUGAUUGGGAAGAUCUUAUGCCAGAACUAAUAGAGCGUAUUAAAUACGAUCCACAAAAUCGUGCAUUAUUAUCUAUGCAUCAUGUGGUCAAAUCAUUAGCAGGCAAACGAUUGUAUGAUAGUAUAAGACUUUUCCAAAAUGCUUCCAGCCAACUCUUCCCAAAUUUUUAUAGUCAUUGGGAACAAAGAACAAAUGCUUUCAUUAAAGAGAUGGAACAAGGAAAUAUAUCACCUUCAGUAGCUAAACUUUUGGAAGAUGCAUUUUAUACUCAAAAAAUUUUAUCUAAUUUUGUGUUAUAUGGUUUUAAAUCUCCUUACCCAAAUGAUGUUAAACAAUUCAUUUUGGCUAUUUUCAAUAAAGUUCGGCCUAUUAUUGCUUGCCGUGCUUACUAUCCUGAUUUAGUCGAAAAAUUUGUAUGCCGAAUGUUUAAAAUGUUAAUGGCAAUCUUAGAAGAUCAUCCAGCUGAAUAUCUAGAUUUUAUUCAACCAACUGUUGAACUGGCUUAUUUCUAUGGUUUUACUGCUGAUGGAAAUACUGUCGUCUUUGAAAGAUUCUUAAUUCAACUGUUUAACUUAACUAAAUUAAUAUUAAUUUGUCCUCAGUAUAAAUUGCCACGUACUAAUGGGCCUAUUUGUCAAAUGGACGAAAAUGCAAAAAGAAUAUCAGCUUUAGCAGUUCAACAUAAAGCUUCUGUAUUUAAAUCUGAUCGAUUAAUGAUAAUGUGUCAACAAUUAAUAUAUAAAUAUUUUUUACUUACACCAGCUGAAUUAGAAAUAUGGGAUAGUGAUCCUGAAAUGUUUGCUACUGAUGAAGUAGGAGAAUAUUGGAAGUAUAAUUUAAAAGCAUGUACAGAAUCACUAUUUAUGUCAUUAUUCCAUGAAUUUAGAGAACUGUUGACCCCAAGACUUGCAGCAACCAUUGAGUCAAAUAGAGAGUUUGUUGACCCUAAUAAUUUAGAAGCAGUUUUAAAAAAAGAUGCCAUUUAUAAUGCAUUUGGACUUACUGCAUUUGAGAUGUUUGAUAUUAUAAAUUUUGAUGAUUGGUUCAAUACGACAUUACGCCAAGAGUUAAUGGAAACACAUGGUCAUUCACGUGUAUUGAAGAGGCGCGUGGCUUGGUUGAUUGGUCAAUGGCUUACAGUUAGACUAAAUCCUGAAUAUAGACCUGAACUAUACAAUAUUCUUAUUGGACUUUUAAAUCCUGAGCAAGAUAUGGCCGUUCGUUUAGCUGCUACGUCCACUUUACGUUGUGCAAUCGAUGAUUUUGAUUUUAGUUCUGAGCAUUUUAUUGAAUAUUUGGAACCAAUGGCAUUCUCGUUGUAUAAGCUUUUAGUUAGUGUCCGUGAAUGUGACACAAAGUUAAAUGUGCUACAUGUCAUGUCAUUUAUGGUGGAACGAUUAGGUCCAAUGGUAGAACCUUAUUUUGAUUCUUUACUUCAGUACUUGCCAAAAUUAUGGACAGAUUCAGAUGAUCAUCACAUGCUACGUUGUGCAAUUAUUUCCACAUUAACACAAAUUGUUAGAGCUAUCCGAACAAAAAGUGCUGAGUUAACCCCAUUCCUUGUUCCUAUUAUUCGAUAUAGUGUAGACAUUAAAGAAAAAGCAUAUAUUUAUUUACAAGAAGAUGGUCUUGAAUUGUUGUUAUCUUACAUUGAAUCAUGUGCAACAUACAAUGAUGAAAUGCUAAGUUUAAUUAAUUAUCUCCUUCCAUUACUAGAUUAUUCAACUGAACAUCUAAAAACUGGUCUUAUGAUACUUGAAGCUUAUGUUCUAAUUGCACCAGAUAGGGUCAUAUCGGAAUAUGGUACUCAAUUAUUUAGCUUAACUACAUCUUUAAUGAAUGAUUUAAAAGAUGAAGGUAUCGUUUGUAUAUUAUCAUUAUAUGAAACAAUUAUAAAAGUAAAUUUACCACAAACUAUUGAGUUAAUGAUGGCAAUUUUAGGACAAAACUUAAAGUGUUUAUGUUCUGGUGAAAUAGGUUUAGCUGUAAAUAGUUGCCGGUUAUCUUUGAUUGCUAGAGUUAUAUUAAAUGAUUCAAGUAUUUUUAUUAAAGUUGUAGAACAUUUAUGUAUGACCGAAAAUGGAAAUUUAAUGAAUUUUGAUAAUGUGCUCAGUAGAAUAAUUGAAGUUUGGUUAGAACGAAUGAAUCAAAUUGUACAAAAUGAUAGAAGAAAAUUAUUAGGUCUUGCUUUAGCAUCACUUUUAACUUGUCAAAAAAAACCAAUUUUAGAAUUAUUUAAAGAAAUCAUAACUGUGUGUGUAGAAACUUUAAAUGACAUUAUGAGGAAGACUGAUGAUGGACUUUAUGCAGAUUCCAUGUUAAUGACUGACGAUUGCUCCAAUGUAAGCUCACGAGCAAAUUCUGAGUGCGAAUAUCAAUAUGAAACCGAACACAAUGAACGUCAAAGAUGCCUAUCGCUCAAAGACCCUGUCCACUGCAUUCCAUUCCAUAAAUACCUGCAAUCUCAAUUGUUGGCUUUACAAAACCAAAUCGGAGAACAGCAAUUCCAAGGUGUUCUUAUAUCCAAGGUCGACAGUGAUAUACUUGAACAACUCUACUUGUAUAUGUAAUGUGCUGCAGUAGAUUAAUGUUACGUUCUCCGUUCUUCUACUUUGCUUAAAUCGACUUUUUAUACAAUAAUUAUAUUAUGUUAUACAAUCUCUAACAUAACUGUGGGACUUGAAGUUUGAUGUAACAGUUUUGAAAUAUUUGAAAGAAAUGAUAUUGUUUAUUCAUCAUCUUCGUAAAUAUUAUUUAUAUAAGAUUUUUUACUUGUAUCCAAUGUGUCCGAUCGAUAGUACACACGGAUAUUAAAUUAUAUAUUCACAGUGAAUGUUUCAAUAUCUAAUUGAUGAAGCAAGCAUACCAUAUCCAUCAACUAUUUUACAUUUUUAGUAGUUUGCCAUUGACCCAUUGAGAAUAAUAAAUACUAGUCAUUAAUGAAAAGUAUAAAAGUUAAUUAAUUAUAAUUAUUAUGCUAUUGGUGGCAACUAAAAUCUAAAUUUUUAAAGUCUGCUCGCUAUCGUCGUCAGCUAUUGUUUGCACACAUUAUUUUUGUCUUUCAAUGUAUGUUCACUGAAAAUGGUUUCAUCGAUAACGUGUAGUUGAACCAGUACCAAGUAUCACCUUAGUAAAAAUUAUGUUUGCUUAGUUUCUAAUAUUACUAUUACUGUUAUUAUAUCGGUUACCAUUACGUUAUUCUGUUCAACAUCGUCUGUUGGGCAGAAGAAAAUGCUAGACAUUAUUUGAUUAAUUUCUAUACGUGAUAAUAUUUUGUCUUGUGUUUAAUUCUUUUUAAUUUUAAAUGGGCAAUUUA